Messenger RNA from Anoplophora glabripennis (Asian longhorned beetle), 4657 nucleotides. RefSeq lists its product as uncharacterized. The transcript is spliced from 2 exons. Lineage: Eukaryota; Metazoa; Arthropoda; Insecta; Coleoptera; Cerambycidae. The coding region runs from base 274 to 4293 and encodes 1339 amino acids. The record is from RefSeq and is a predicted model, not a curated record.
UUCAAGUAUUCAAGGCUUUGGGGAAACACAGGCCGGCUUUGGCACACAGCUGAGACGGGACGCUAGGUAGGCGAGCAAAUCGGUGGAGAACGCGACGUGAAGCCACAGCCAGGACACGUGCAAGGCAGCGGCAGCGGCAGGUCAAAGGAAAGCGGUGAGGUCAUUCCUGUUAUUAUUCCUAAAUAAAAUAACGAUCCCUUUAUCUGAACAUUUUGUUUGAGCACAAUUAGCUACUUAUAUAUGUAGGUAUAUUUAUUUAUAUAACAAGUGAGAAUGGCAGAAAUAAAAGCAUUAAUCGCAAAGCGCGGUAGUUUAAAGGCGCAGCUAACAAGAUUUAGAGGUUUUUUAGAUAACGUGGUCAAUGAACAAAUACACGAAUUACAGGUCAGGUUGGAACCAAUUGAGGGAUUAUUACACGAGUUUAAUGAAGUCCAAUUAAAAAUAGAAUUACUAAAACCCGAAGAGUUAGAAUUAAAUACUAGGGAUGAAUUUGAAUGUACGUUAUUCGGUGCAAUAGCCAAGGCUAAAGCCAAAAUAUCAGAUUUUUAUGCAGGUCAAAGUCAAAACAUCAAUAAUAAAACCAUGAUUGCGUCUAGCGGGGGCCAAGAUUGCACUGGGGCGGAAUUGGAGUUAAAGAAAUUCAAUUUACCGCAGUUUAGCGGAGAAUACGACAAAUGGUACAAGUUCAAAAAUACAUUCGUAUCAUUAGUAGAUAAAAAUCCGAGGUUUGACAAAGUUCAAAAAUUUUAUAGAUUAUUAGAGUGUUUGAAAGGCGAUGCGGAGAAAGUAUUAUUGGACUUGGAAGUUUCCGAAGAUAAUUACAGUGUAGCUUGGGCGAUGUUAGAGGAAAGGUUUGAGGAUAAGCAGGGUAUAAUUCAGAAACAUGUAAAGGCACUAAUUGAUGUAGAAAUAUUAAAAUACGAUUCAGUAAUCGAGAUUAGGAAAUUCAUUGAUAAUAUUAAUAGUCAUUGGCGGGCUUUAAAGUCUCUCGGGGAGCCAAUUGAACAAUGGGACAGACUACUAAUUUUGUUGUUGUCAAGAAAAUUAAUAGGGAAAACAAAGCAAGUGUGGGAAGAAGUCCGGGUAACUAAAUAUCAGGGUGAACCAAAAAUUGACGAUUUUAAAAGGUUUUUAUUAGAAAGAUGCAAAAGCAUAGAGGCAUACGAGGACAAAGAGAAACAUAUAAAAAUAAUGAAAAAGCAGGAAUUUAAAACAGGGGCGUACGUGACAACAAAUUAUGAAAUAAAGUGUAAAUUCUGUAAGGGACAACAUUACAUAUAUUUUUGUGAAAAAUUCAAAGAACUACCGGUGGAAAAGCGUUGGCAAGAAAUAAAACAAUGUAAAUUGUGUUCUAAUUGUCUGAGAGCAAAUCAUUUUGCAAGGGAAUGCCGAUCUGAAGGUGGUUGUAGAAAAUGCGGAUUAAAGCAUAAUACGUUGUUACACCGUGUAGAUGUCAAAGGUAUGAAUAAUGACCAAUCGAGUAGCAGUAACUGCGCUGUAAAAGAAACACAAGAAAUGGUAACAAAACAAUCGGAUAAUACGGUACUGUCUGCUAGCGCAACAGUGGCAAAUGCGAAUGCGUUGAAAACAUCUCAAAUUUUAUUAUCUACGGUUAUGCUUGAUAUCUUAGAUAACGAGGGAAGAUAUCAUACGGUAAGAUGUUUGCUGGAUAAUGGGUCGCAAGUGUGUUUUAUGACAAACAAAUUAGCAAAAAUAUUACGUUUGCCUAUAUCUAAAAUCAAUUUGCCUAUUGUUGGUAUAAGUAAAGCGUGUACUUCGGUAAAAUCAAGGGUUCAAACACAGGUUAAAUCGCGGUGCAGCAAUUAUAAAACGAAUGAAUCAUUUUUAGUGUUGGAAAAAAUUACAUCAGAUAUACCGAGCGUAUCAUUUGAUCGAUCCGAGUUAAAUUUACCUAAUAACAUCGUGCUAGCUGAUGAUAAUUUUAACGUUGCAAAUGAAAUUGAUAUUUUGUUAGAUGGUAAAGUAUUCUUUGAAACAUUAUGCAAAGGUAGGUUUAAACUGGGUACGGGUUGGCCUAUAUUGCAAGAAACAUUAUUUGGGUGGAUCGUGGUAGGUCCAUUGACGGCGGUUAAUCGUGAAAACCAAAUUAAAGAAAGCGUAUGUAAUUUAGCGGUGUUUCAAGAGCUAAACGAUAUCGAAAAGUUUUGGAAAAUCGAGGAGCUUGAAUCGAAUCAAGACAGUGUUAAAUUCUCAAAGGAAGAAUUAGAAUGCGAGCAGAGUUUCGUUGAUACGAUGUCGCGAGAUGCUGAUGGCAAAUUCGUAGUAGUAUUACCUACGCGGGAUAAUUUGGGUCAAUUAGGUCAGUCAUUAACGAUGGCUAAACAAAGAAUGAUAGCGAUGGAGCGUAAGUUUUCAAAAAAUUAUGAAUUUAAAGCGGCGUAUGUAAAAUUUAUGAGGGAAUAUUUAGAAAUGGGACACAUGACUAAAAUAAAUGACUAUGACUUAGAGCAAGAAAAAAUAUCGGUUGAAAAUAAUAAAAUAUAUUACUUACCUCAUCAUGGGGUGAUAAAUAAAUACAGCACGACUACAAAACUUCGUGUCGUAUUUGACGGCUCUUGCAAAUCUGAUACAAAUUUGUCGCUGAAUGAUGUGUUAAAAGUAGGGCCUAGUAUACAAGAUGACAUAUUUACAAUUUUAUGCAGAUUCCGAAAACAUCAUAUAGUUAUUACUUCCGACGUAGCCAAAAUGUAUAGAAUGAUAAAUAUAGCAAAAAACCAGAGAAAUCUACAAAGAAUCUUAUGGAGGGAAGAUGAAAAUAAUGAAUUAGAGCAUUACCAGUUAAAUACAGUUACCUACGGGACCGGGCCAGCUUCAUUUCUUGCAAUGAGGUGCUUAAAACAGGUUGCGCUUGAUAUCAAAGGUAAAUAUCCAGAGGCGGCUCGUAUUAUAGAGACAGAUUUUUACAUGGACGACCUAAUCACGGGAGGUGACACGGUUGAAGAGGUAACUGAAAUAGCUAGAAUAAUUUAUGACGUAUUAAGUGAAUACGGAUUCAUGCUAAGAAAGUGGAAUUCAAAUAAUUCAUAUGUUUUAGAAAAUUUAUCACGUGAAAAAUCAGAACCAGGGUUUCAUUUUGUAAAAGAUAAUGAUGUGUCAAAAACAUUAGGUAUUUUCUGGAACGCAAGCAAUGAUCAUUUUGAAUAUGUAAUCGAUAUUAAGAGUAAUGAUGACAUUAUCAUCACCAAACGGGUAAUUUUAUCUGCAAUUGCGAAAAUUUUCGAUCCUCUGGGAUUAAUAGGGCCGAUUAUAGUAAGAACUAAAAUAUUAAUGCAGAGAUUAUGGCAACUUAAAACCGGUUGGGACGAGGAAGUGCCACCGAAUAUAGCGUUAACUUGGCGAGAAUUUGAAGGGCAGUUAGAAUUAUUGCGAAAUUUGAAAAUUCCACGUCAUGUAGUUAUAAAAGGGGUUAAAAUUUUAGAACUGCACGGGUUUAGUGACGCAUCAGAAAGGGCAAAUGGAGCAUGCGUAUUUAUACGGAGUAUCGAUGAAAAUAAUUUAAUUUCGGUUAGAUUACUUUGUGCUAAGUCGCGGGUAGCACCUUUAAGGACAAUUUCUUUACCUAGACUGGAGUUGUGUGGUGCAGUCCUACUAGCGCGACUAAUGAAAAGGGUUACGGAAUCACUUGGCUAUACAGGUAUAAUACCGACGUUUUAUUGGUGCGAUUCGACAAUUGUAUUAUGUUGGUUGGCUGAAGAACCACAUAACUGGAAAUCGUUCGUCGCGAAUAGAGUAAAUGAAAUUCAAAAUUUAAGUAAUAUAAAAAAUUGGAGUCAUGUCGCUUCUGAAUGCAAUCCCGCAGACAUAAUAUCAAGGGGUACUAACCCCGCGGAUUUAAUGAAUUCUAAGUUAUGGUGGGAUGGUCCGCAAUUUUUAAGGACGAAUACGAUUAAUUUGAAAAAUAUAGAGGUUAUAAAAGAUUUACCUGAGCGUAAGAGAAUUAAACCAAUGGUAUUGGUGGGUCAAGAAAGUGAUUUAUUUGUCGUGAAUAAGUAUUCAACGUUAACAAAAUUAUUACGAGUAACCGGGUGGUGUCUAAGAUUUUUAAGGAAUUGCCGUGAGAAGCAAAACUCGCGCACUAGCGGAAAUUUGUCUAUCGAUGAAUUGGACCAAUCAUUAAAGACGUUAAUUAAAAUAGUACAGGCACACUACUUUAAAACCGAAAUUAGUGAGUUGUCGCAAAAUAAAUAUGUUUCAAAGAAAAGCCAAAUUAAGGAUUUGGAUCCGUUUCUUGGCGAUAAUAACAUUUUAAGGGUAGGUGGUCGCACCUAUUGAAGGCGAGAAGGCCCUAAGAAAGGCACCUAUUGAAUUCGAUAGGAAAUUUCAAAUACUUUUACCGAAUAAAUGUCACUUCACAAAUUUAAUUAUUCAACAUGAACAUUUCAAAUACUUGCAUGUGGGGCCACAGGCAAUCUUGAGCUCCGCUGGUCGGCGUGCUGUCAAGAGCGUGCUGGCUAAAUGCUUAGUGUGUUGUAAAGUUAAACCUAUGUCUGCGAAACAAAAAAUGGGUGACUUGCCAGUCGACAGGGUAAGUUGCAACCGACCCUUUUACAUAUCUGGAACGGAUUUUGCCGGUCCCUUUUACAUCAAGGACGGUAAAUUAAGGAACCGAGCCAUAACUAAAGCGUAUAUGUGCAUU